Messenger RNA from Opisthocomus hoazin, 1367 nucleotides. RefSeq names its product carboxypeptidase O (gene CPO). Gene Ontology annotation, biological process: proteolysis. NCBI's taxonomy places the organism in Eukaryota, Metazoa, Chordata, Aves, Opisthocomiformes, Opisthocomidae. Gene Ontology annotation, molecular function: zinc ion binding; metallocarboxypeptidase activity. The record is from RefSeq and is a predicted model, not a curated record.
CAAAGAUGUGGCUUUUUCUUGGGAUCAUCUUUUCUCUCGGGGUGCUAAUUCCUGGAAAACUCAGCUUGAAAUUGCAGUAUGAUGGGGAUCAGGUUUUGCAUAUCGUGCCAGAAACUUUUCAGCAAGUCCAGCAUCUUCAGCAUCUUUGCAGCACUUUACUGCUGGAUUUGUGGAAGCCCCUGCUGCCCGAAGACAUCUGGGUUGGAGAAGACCUGCACAUAAGGGUACCAGCCGCUCUGGUGCAGGAGGUGAAAGACAGCUUAGAUCAGCCUACGGUCCCUUAUAAAGUCCUAAUACCUGAUGUGCAGGAACUUGUGGAUCAGAGCAUGCCAAGGGAGACGAGCAGCCACAGACAGGUCCCAGAAGGUUAUGUCUACACCCAAUAUCAUCCAAUGGAAGAGAUUUAUCAGUGGAUGACUCAGAUCCAGAAGAACAACAAUGAGCUGGUGACUCAGCACUACCUGGGGAAGACAAUCGAGAAUCGAACAAUAUAUUAUCUGCAGAUCAGUCAACCAUCAGAUAAAACCAAGAAGAUCAUUUGGAUGGACUGUGGGAUUCAUGCCAGAGAAUGGAUCUCUCCAGCCUUCUGCCAGUGGUUUGUGAAAGAAAUCCUUCAAAAUUACAAAUCUGACCCAAAGAUAAGCAGGUUUCUGCAGAAUUUGGACCUCUACGUCCUGCCAGUCCUCAAUAUUGAUGGGUACAUCUAUUCCUGGGAAAAGGAACGCUUGUGGAGGAAAAACCGUUCUCCGCAUAUGAAUGGCACCUGCUAUGGGACAGAUCUGAACCGAAACUUCAAUUCCUCCUGGGACAGUAUUGGUGUUUCUUAUAACUGCAGCAGUGAAACCUUCUGUGGAUCUGGACCAGAAUCAGAGCCUGAGACAAGAGCUGUGGCUCAGUUUAUUGACAAGAAGAAGAGUGACAUUUUGUGCUAUUUAACAAUUCACUCCUAUGGACAGUACAUCCUCACACCGUAUGGUUCCACAACCAAACCUCCAAGUAACAGUGAACAACUGAUGCAUGUUACAGAGAAAGCAGCUGCUGCCCUGAUGGGAAAAUAUGGGACCAGUUAUGAAGUAGGAUCAACCUCUUUAAUUUUAUACAGUAACUCAGGCUCCUCACGGGACUGGGCUCACAUGAUUGGCAUUCCUUUCUCCUACACAUUUGAACUGCGAGACAACGGUACUCAUGGAUUUGUUCUACCACCUCAGCAGAUCCAGCCCACAUGUGAGGAGACUAUGUUGGCUGUGAGAACUAUCAUAGACUAUGUUGAUCAGAAGUACUUCCCAGGUGGGGCUGUGAUGCUGACCUCCAGCAGCCUGGGCCUAAGCCUUUGCCUGAGUGUUGUACUUACAUGGACUCUUUCUUAA